CCUGCCACGUCGCCGCCGCCAAGCACCACCACGUCACCACACUCGCCAGGCCCAUAGUCGGACUAUUCGUAACCACUCUGCCUGGCUGCCAUGUUCGGCGGGCGCGGUCAGUCUCCUCCCACUCCCACUCACAGACUGAAUCCUCCUCCUCACUAGACUGCUGGGCGAGUCACGGCCUCAGUCUGUGGUCUGUGAAGAUCGCGCGCGUGUGUUUGUAUCACAUUAUCGUCGAAGUAAAAGACAGUUUUGUGUCAAGUUUUUGCUUUUAUUCUCUUAACAAUUUGGAGUAAUAUUUCAGCAGAUAUCUUAAUCGCUUUAAGGAAUGCAACUCCAUUACAAAAUGAUAAUCAAUUAUCCAUAAUUCUCCCAUCCUGUUACUUACAGUUCGUGACAGUCACCAAAAGAGGAUAAAGGAAAGAAAGAAAAAACGAAAAAGAAAAAAAUAAACAUAACCCACGAGUAACCGAGGCAGUGUGUCAUGUGUUCCGCGUGAGCCAGCGUAGCGGUCAGGUUCGCGAGUCAAGAGGCGAGAGAGUAACGGUAACUUCCGCGUCGUAAAGUGGGGGUGGAGAGAGAGAAGGGGGUGGGGGGUGCGAGGGCGGCGCAGAGAAACGUUUGCGUGACAUGUGAUAAUAGUAGUAGGGCCGGGAAGGGCUCCUCGCUAGUCGACGUCGAGUUCGCCAAAAUCUUGAUUCCUGAGGAUGUGGUGGUGCGUGGCGAUUCUCCUGGCCGCUUCGGAGCCUCCUCAUGCCCACGCCCAUAUGGUGCUCAGCUACGAGCACCUUGAGCCAGACGUCCUCCCGUGGGCGGAGGUUGGUACUGGCCAUCGCCUCGACCCUCAGGUGGCCCAGGUUCGACUCGCGAUGUUCGUUGUGGAAACGGCCAGGGACCUCGCCGCCCAACGAAACGACUCCGCCCCCCGCAGACAGCCUCGGAGUCAUCCUCGAACCCAGACACCUGACCUGGCAGCAAAGGUGAAGGGCGAAGUGUACAAGAAGGUCCUCCAGCAAACUCUCGCUCACACUCGGAGGAACUACAAGCAACUCGUAUCUUCUGCCGCGUCGUCUUUCGUGAAGGAGGCGAUGCUGCGGGAGUGGCUCGGAUUCGUCACGGAAUCCGACAUAGUCCUUCGUGUCCUUUACAGUCUGAAGGACGAAGAGCAGUCAUCUCUGCAGAAUGAGAAGCGAAAAAUGAAGACGAGAAAUUCCCAUGAAAGCGAGUCAUAUUACAAGCGAGAGAAGCUGGAGGAUAAACCUGUUUUGACUCAUUCCAACACAAGAAGGAAGACUUCAGGUCAGGAUUUAAUAUCCUUGUUGAUGGGGACGUUGUUGGAGAUCUCAGGUUCCUCCAACAGUUCGACAAGUAACAGAUCCCGGCGCAGUGACCAAGGCCUCAUGUACCUUCCGAUCGGAGGAACCACGAAGGUGCAGUGUCCCACCGCCGCCGAUGCGGCUGGCGUCUCCAUCGCCCAGAUGGCUUUCCUCUCCAUAUGCCUGACAGUCUUCAACGUCAUUGUCAAUAUAAACAAUAAUAUCAACAACAACAAUAACAACAACAACAUCAACUCUGACAAUAACCUGAGCAACAACAACGCCGAGCUCUCACUCAACGUCAACAACGCCGGCCAGGUCAAUGUCAUGCUGCCGCCGCCCAUCCCUGGCAGGAAGAGGCGUGCGGUGCCAUUCAGAGCAAAAUGGCAAGACGAAGUCAAAGCCAGUGGUCUCGAUAUCUCUCGGUGGGCGGAGAGUGAGACCAGUCAGCAAGCGUUAGAACACAUCCUCCUAGAUAUCGACAAGAAGCAAGGGGUCGAGACGAGUACUUUGGCAGAUGGAGGCGAAGCUUUAGUAAAAGAAUGGAAUCGUAAGAGCGAGUCAAAGAUGGUUCGAAAUGAGCUUUGUACCGCAAAAGCCACAGCGAAUCGCAAGGAAGCAGCGAUCGCGGAUAAUGUCCAAGGAAGUGCAGAGCCAACAGCUAACAGCAACUCAGCCGACGCCAGGACACGCCCUGCCUUCGAUGCAGUGACAGAGCCCAGCGUAGGUGAGGACUUCCGCCUCCCCACGCCCGUUCCCGGAGCGCUAAGAAGUGGGGACAGGAGUUCUGAAGCCCACACAUCCUCUCGGGCUUGCGAGAAGGGCGGACGGAAGGGCGUGGCUUCAGGGUUCCUUCGGGCGGUGAGGGAGUGGGCGUUGGAGGCGCCUCUUCUUCCGCUGCAGUGUCGUGGACUCCUCUGGUGCCGCGGCCUGAAGGAGGCGUCGACGAAGAAUGUCUGGCUUCACGUCUUGGCGAGCUUCGCCGCGCACCAGCGAACGCGUGACAGACAGGCCUUGACGCUCCGGCAGUUUACGGCUGCUGCUCUCGCCGACAACACCUGCGAACAGCUGUUUCCCACCUGCAAGCAAACAGCUGUUCCCUGACAGGAAUGGAACAUGUUUUUGCCUCGUUAAUUUUACUUUGCGGGAAGGGUUUGCGGUGUGUGGAGGUCUAUUCUGGGUGUUGCGUGUCGAGUAUAAUAAAAAUGUAUUGAUGGGU
Molecule: messenger RNA, 2529 nt
Organism: Penaeus monodon (black tiger shrimp)
Lineage: Eukaryota; Metazoa; Arthropoda; Malacostraca; Decapoda; Penaeidae
Exons: 3
Coding region: 702-2414 (570 amino acids)
Source: RefSeq, a predicted model, not a curated record